UUUAAUGUUUGAAGUAGACUGAUUUCAGUUUGCACAGUAGAACAAACCCAGUCACUGCAGGAACAGAGUAUGAGGAAAAAAGUAUUUUAUAUCAGCCUUCUGCUGAUGAGCUCUAAAAGUUCAGGGGAGCCUUCACUUUUUCUCAAGAAAAAAGUAACCCGAGGAGUUGGAUGUACAAGUAUUCAACAAACUACCAGUUAAAUGGAAUGCAAGAUGCUGUGCACCAUGGACCCAGUCUGUAAAGCCAUCAAUCAUGGAAAUGAGAAGUGUGAACUGUGUCCUGAUGAAUUAUCAAAUGGAUAUAAGGGUAUAGGACUAAACACUGAUGGAAUGUUCUUCUACACAGCAAGCAAAGAGGAGGAUGUUAAAAUAUUUGAAGCGAUGACUAAUUGCCCUGACACUCAUCCUUUCCCAUUUGCUGGUGGUCUUAAAUGCUGCGAGAGGAAUUUGGCAAAUCCUGCAAACAUUCCCUCUGGGUCACGUGGAUAUCUAACUCCAGCUUCAACAACAUGCUUGGGAUCAGAGUUUGUUUGUCCUGGAUCUAAGUGUUCUAGAAACCAAGCUUAUAAUGAUCUAACAGCUCUACAGAUUUUAACUGCUAAUUUGGGCGGUGCGAGUUUGGUGCAAGAAAUACGCAGUGUAGAAUCAGCCACUGUUUGCCAGCAGUACUGUGAAUCCCACACCCAGUGCAUGGGUUGGGCUUGGACAUGGCCAACCAACAUUGGAUAUACAAAUGCAUGUUUGUUAUUAACAAACUCAAAUAUGUACUUCAUUUACAGUUCAAGUUACAAAAUGACAGCUGGGUUCAAAUCCAGCAUCAUUGUCUGGAACUAGAUUAUGUGCUGCUGAAUCCAGCAUCAUUGUCUGGAACUUAAUUAUCUGCUUCUGAAUCCAUCAGCAUUGUCUGGAACUAGAUUUUCAGCAGCUGAAUCCAGCAUCAUUGCCUGAAACUAGAUUAUCAGCUACUGCUGAAUCCAGCAUCAUUGUCUGGAACUAUAUUAUCUACUGCUGAAUCCAUCAGCAUCGUCUGGAACUAGGUUUUCAGCAUUUAAAUCCAGCAUCAUUGUCUGGAACUAGAUUAUCAGGCUGCUGAAUCCAUCAGCAUUGUCUGGAAUUAGAUUUUCAGCCGAUGAAUCCAGCAUCAUUGUCUGGAACUAGAUUAUCAGCCACUGAAUCCAGCAGCAUUUUCAGAAACUAGAUUAUCAGCUGCUAAAUCCAGCAUCAUUGUCUGAAUCAGCUGCUGAAUUAAGCAUCAUCGUCUGAAUCUAGAUUAUUUUCUGUUGAAUCCAGCAUCUUUGUCUGGAACAAGAUUAUCAGCUGCUGAAUCCAGCAUCAUUGUCUAGAACUAAAUUUAUUGCUGAAUCCAGCAUCGUUGUCUGGAUCUAUAUUAUCAGCUGCUGCUGAAUCCAGCAUCAAUGUCUGGGACUAGAUUAUCAGAUAUUUAAUAUUAUUAUAUAAAACAAAUCUACUGUUUUUACAACUUAUUUCAAAUUAUAAAGUGUUGCUUUUUCUUUUAGUUGAUUAAAGUUAGCUGUUUUAACAUUUCAAACAGUUGAAAAUAUAUAUCAAAAUAUAAAUAAUAUGUAAGUUGAUUAAAGUUAGCCGAUUUAACAUUUCAAAAAGUUAAAAAUAUAUAUCAAAAUAUGAAUAAUAUGUAAGUUGAUUAAAACCACAAUAAGGAUUCUUACUUAUCCCAAGGGUAAAACUAUUUGGCACUUUUUUUUAUAAAUCAAGUUUCACCAGUUUUAAAGUUUUCUUUGAUUCAUUAAAUAAAAAGAUUUGAUAUUUUCUUUCUUAAUAAUUGUCAGUUAUUCAAUUUUUUUUUGUGUUGUUGUUAAAAUAGAUCAAGAUCAGUAUUCACAAACAUUCACUAAUAUUUAAAUAGCAAAAAAACUUGAAAAUUGAGAUUUUUCAAAGAAUGCAAAAAAAACUAGUUUUUUAGGGUUUAGCAAAACAAUUUUAAAAUACCAAAAUACGGACAAAUGAUCGGUAUUCAGCAGUUCAAGUCAAAUCUUUAGAUAUUUAUAUCUAGAUGGUUUGAAAAAUUGAAAAAUCGACCUCCACUUAUGAUCUUAAUUAUUGAAGAAUGAUGAUUAAAGAAUGAGUUAUUAUCUUAUUCUUUUUUUUUCCUUUAUAAAUGUUGCUUAUAAUUUACUAUUGUAUAAUAUAUAUUAAACAGUUUCACCCUUAUAAUUU
This is a messenger RNA of Eurytemora carolleeae, 2196 nucleotides long. RefSeq lists its product as uncharacterized. The coding region runs from base 202 to 834 and encodes 210 amino acids. The transcript is spliced from 12 exons. The record is from RefSeq and is a predicted model, not a curated record. NCBI's taxonomy places the organism in Eukaryota, Metazoa, Arthropoda, Copepoda, Calanoida, Temoridae.